Drosophila navojoa is the source of this 1752-nucleotide messenger RNA. It is a transcript of the gene FarO, whose product is annotated as Fatty acyl-CoA reductase in oenocytes. Gene Ontology annotation, biological process: long-chain fatty-acyl-CoA metabolic process. Lineage: Eukaryota; Metazoa; Arthropoda; Insecta; Diptera; Drosophilidae. Gene Ontology annotation, molecular function: alcohol-forming very long-chain fatty acyl-CoA reductase (NADP+) activity. Gene Ontology annotation, cellular component: peroxisome. The record is from RefSeq and is a predicted model, not a curated record.
AAGUGGAAUCGGAAUUGGAAUCGGAAUUGGAGCUAGAGUUGGAGUUGAAGUUUGAAGUUGAAGAAAUAGACAUUUGGCCCCGAGAAUGACACAAACACUGGGCGAGUUCUUUGAGGACAGCGAGAUCUUUGUCACCGGCGGAUCGGGCGUGGUGGGCAAGGCGCUGAUCGAGAAGCUGCUGCGCUCGACCAAUGUGCGCAGGAUCUAUCUGCUGCUGCGUCCGCGCGGCCAGCUGAACGCCGAGCAGCGGCUGGCCAAGCUGCGCGACGCCAAAGUGUUCCAGGUGCUGCGCGCCCAGAAGCCACAGGAGCUGAACAAACUGGUUGCCAUACCGGGUGAUGUCUCGCUGCCGCAGCUGGGCAUCGAUCCCACUGACUUGAAGCAGCUCGACCAGGUCUCCAUUGUGUUUCACUGUGCGGCAACGGUCCGAUUCGAUGAGCCACUGCGCAUCGCCCUCCAGCUGAACGUGGGCGGCACUCUGGAGGCCCUGAAAUUCGCCGAGCAGCUGCGUCAUCUGCGCAUCUUUGUCCAUGUGUCGACCUUCUUCAGCAAUCCGUAUCUGAAGCGCGUGGAACCCAAGUGGUACGGCUCGCCCAUGGACUGGCGCCUGUGCUUGCGUCUGCUGCACGAGAUCAAGGACGACAAUAUCCUGGACACGCUCACACGCAAAUUGAUUGUUGGCUUUCCUAAUACCUACACGUUUACGAAGAAUCUGGCCGAAUCGCUGAUCAACGAUUAUCGCACGCGCUUGCCGGUUAUCGUCUAUCGGCCGUCGAUAGUACUUUUCGCUGUGCGCGAACCACUGCCUGGCUUCGCGCCCUCGCUGAUGGGCGCCAUGGGUCUCUUUUCGCUGGUGGGCGCCGGCCUGCUGAAGACCGUCUAUAUACGCCGCUCCGUGUAUCUGGACAUCACGCCGCAGGACAUGGGCAUCAUUGGCAUGAUCUACUACACGAAGUGCGGCUACGAUGCCUACCGCAAGGGUACGCCAAAGGAGCUGCUCAUAUACCAGACAUCGUCGAAGACACACAUACCGUAUACGUUCAUCCAGAUGGCCACGCACAUGGACAUCAAGAAUCUGUGGUACAGCGCUGCCUUUCUCAAGAAUCUUAGCGUGCCCGGCUGCCACUACACGGAGAAUCGUUUCGUCUACAAGUUCCUGUUCAUCACCAAGCAACUACUGCCGGCUAUAUUGGUCGACCUGCUGCUGCGACUUUUCGGACGCCCACCGGCACUAUUGGCCAUUCAGCGUAAGCUCUACCACACGCUAGAGGUAAUGAAGCCCUUCUUAUUCAACAACUAUGAUAGUCCCGGCGUGACGGACUUUAAGGGCAUGAUUAAGCAGAUCAAAGGCACCGAGUUCGAUAUAAGUUAUGAGUACGAAAGUGCGCACGACGAGGAGCGCUUGACACUCGCCUGCAAAAAUAUGAUCCAGAGCAUACGGCAUGAUCUACUGAACGAGGAUCCCAGCACGUUGGCUCGCGCCCAGAUGUUAAUGCGCAUUAAGAAUGCCAUCUAUAAUGCUCUGCGCUUGUAUCUGCUCUAUAAGCUGCUCAGAUGGCUCUGGUUUCACUUUCUGGGCUAGCCAUGGACGACAUUUAAAUCUAAGUUAAUGAAUUUUUUUUGUUUUUUUUUUUUUUAUUAAACUAUAUAAUAUUCUUGGGAAUAUGCUUGCCUAGCGAUAAAUGCAAAAGUACAAUACGAAUGCUUCUAUAGUAAACUUUGGAGACAUUCAAAAUGAUACAGAAUUUCAAU